AUGCUGCAACUCCUCCUGCUCGCCGUCAUGGCAGGCAACGUCCUUGCUGGCGACUUCACUGUUAAAAUCCGACCCAGGCAGACCAUGACGUAUCCUACGCCUUUCGAGAUCCCGACACUAGCACAGACGCCACAGGAAUGGAUGGACGCACUCUCUGCUGCCACCGCUGCCGGCAAGAUCCCCAACAUCGCCCCCGCCCAGCUCGUCGACGGCAACCCGGUCUACGCCAACAAUGCCGGCUUCGAUAGCAGUACCUGCUCCUGGACCGUCACAAAAUGCACCGGGAGCAACGACAUUGUCAACGCUCCUCCCCAUCAGAUGGCGGUCGGCUUCGAUGACGGCCCCACCGAAAACAGUGGCGAUCUGUACGGCUUCCUCAGCCAGGUCAACCAGUCUGCCACCCACUACAUGAUCGGCUCCAACGUCUACUCGUAUCCGCAACAGUUCGCCCAAGCGGUCGCCGAAGGCAACCAGCACUUUGCCGUUCACACCUGGUCUCAUCACCUCUGCUCCACCCUCACCAACCAGCAGCUCGUUGCCGAGCUCGGAUGGACCAUGCAGAUCAUUGCCGACAAGAGCGGCGGCUACAUCCCCAAGUUCUGGCGACCGCCCCAGGGAGACAUCGACAACCGAGUGCGUGCCAUCGCCGAGGAGAUCUUUGGCCUCACCGUCGUGAUCUGGAACAAAGACACCAAUGACUGGUGCCUGCAGGACGACGGCACUUCUGCCUGCCCCGGCGAGGAUCCGGGUAAAGACUACGCCUCGGUCGCGGCUGCCGCCUCGGCCGGUAUCAACGGUCCCCAGCAGAACGGGUUGAUCAUGCUGGAGCACGAGCUCACACACCAAUCCAUCAAGGUGUUCAAAGACUACUACCCGCAACUCAAGGGUCUUGGCUGGACUCCCAACAAUGUCGCCGAUGUCUUCAACAUGCCCUGGUACAAGAACGCAUGGGACAACGAGCAGACGCCCCAGAAAGGUGGCGUCUUGGACACCUUCACUCUCGGUGCUAGCCCUUCCCCUGACGACUCUUCCAGCUCGACAACAGCAACCGCUUCGAGCACGUCGAAGACCAGUGCACCCUCUUCUAGCGCGCCCACAUCCACCCACAGCGCGUCUACAAGGUCAGGGUCCGCUUCGGCGCCGCAGAAAACCUCCAAGCAGAGCAUCACGACGAACGGCGCUGCUGGCUUUGGUCCCGCGUCUUUUGGCAUUGCUGGCCUCGCAAGUAUCGCUGCCAUCGUCGCAAGUCUUCUGUAA
This is a messenger RNA of Kalmanozyma brasiliensis GHG001, 1257 nucleotides long. Its product is annotated as Polysaccharide deacetylase. The coding region runs from base 1 to 1257 and encodes 418 amino acids. The transcript has a single exon. The record is from RefSeq and is a predicted model, not a curated record. Gene Ontology annotation, molecular function: chitin deacetylase activity. Gene Ontology annotation, biological process: carbohydrate metabolic process. Gene Ontology annotation, cellular component: membrane. Lineage: Eukaryota; Fungi; Basidiomycota; Ustilaginomycetes; Ustilaginales.